Molecule: messenger RNA, 2831 nt
Organism: Bolinopsis microptera
Lineage: Eukaryota; Metazoa; Ctenophora; Tentaculata; Lobata; Bolinopsidae
Product: H(+)/Cl(-) exchange transporter 6-like
Exons: 24
Coding region: 11-2530 (839 amino acids)
Biological process (GO): chloride transport; transmembrane transport
Cellular component (GO): intracellular membrane-bounded organelle; membrane
Molecular function (GO): voltage-gated chloride channel activity
Source: RefSeq, a predicted model, not a curated record
UAGGUUUACUAUGAAUAAUUCAAACUGGAUAGAUGACGAGGAAGACGAUUCAUUCACUGAACUCAGUCCACUUCUAAUACAGAAAAACGAUCAAAUGAGUUCACCAACUAUAAUUGAGAGUUUGGACUAUGAUCGCUGUCCUAAUGAACCCUACAUGACCUUCAUAUCUUCAAAAACUAAAGCAAUUGUUACCUAUCUGAACCUAAAAGACUGGAUAAUGUUCAGUUUAAUAGGAAUUGCAACUGGAAUCGUAGCUUUUGCAAUCGACAUAGGAGUGACCAAUUUAUCAAAACUUAAGUUCAGCACUGUUUAUAAAUAUUUGGACCAUUUUAAAGAUACUGCAUCAGCACCGAUGAUGAUUUAUAUUGCAUUCUCGUUGCUGUUCUGUCUUAUUGCGGCGGCCACGGUUGCUUUCACUCCGGAGGCUGCAGGUAGCGGGAUACCCGAAAUAAAGUGCUAUCUUAAUGGAAUAAGGCUACCGAGAGUGGUACGUAUCAAGACCCUAGUUUGCAAGGCCUUUGGGGUGAUAUUUAGCGUUGCCGGAGGUUUACCAUGCGGAAAGGAAGGCCCCAUGAUUCACAGUGGGGCAGCUCUAGGUGCAGGAAUCCCUGAGGGUCUAAGUCGACUAGUAAAGAAGUUGGGUUACAAAGAAUCCUUCUUUGGAGUCCACGAUGACCGAGCUAAACGUGACUUCAUUUCAGCUGGAGCAGCAGCUGGUGUAUCAGCAGCGUUUGGUGCUCCUCUGGGCGGAGUACUGUUCAGUCUUGAAGAGGGAAGCUCCUUCUGGAACCAAGCUCUUACUUGGAAAACUUUGUUCUGCAGUAUGUGCAGUGCGUUCGUACUACAAAUCCUCAACUCUGCACUUGAAACAAACGAUGCAAGAAUAGGAGACAAAUAUUCUGGACUUAUCAACUUCGGGGAGUUCAAGUGUGUUAACGGUUCAAACGAAUGCAUGCUUUGGGGACCUAAAGAUCUGAUAGUUUUUAUAGUGAUGGGUGCAGUUGGGGGUCUGCUUGGAGCAUUAUUUAAUCAACUUAAUUUUUACAUAACUAAAUACAGGAUCAAUCAUGUUAACCCAAAGGGAAGAAUUGUCAGGAUGAUGGAGGUGGCCCUAAUAGGAAUAGUGAUUAGUACUCUCGGAUAUGUGUCAAUCAACACAGCAGGACAUUGUGUCAGAUGGAACAAAAAUGGGACAGAGAAAGAACUACGAGGUCUGAUGAAGAGUUGGUACUGUCCAGAAAAGGACCAUCUCUAUAACGAUUACGGGACAUUAGCCUUCAAUUCCCAAGAGAACAGUAUAAAGAUGCUCUUCCACCAUUUCAACUUCACCAGUUCCGACAGUAAUUCGACUAAUUGUGCCGCAAAAGAUCUCCCUCUUAAGCCCACCUACAUGCCUCUAACUCUGGUGCUGUUCCUGGUCACUCUCUUUCUCACUGCUUGCUGGACUUAUGGGAUAGGGGUACCAAGUGGACUGUUCGUGCCGUGUCUACUAAUUGGAGCUACUUAUGGCAGGAUAUUUGCGUACGGUUAUCAGCAGAUCUUCAAAUUCACAGACCCCUCGUUAUUCUACCCGGGAACGUACGCACUGAUAGGAGCGGCAGCAUUCCUGGGAGGGGUGGUGAGGAUGACGAUCAGUCUUACUGUUAUCCUCAUUGAGACUACUAGGAACAUCAGCUACGGGCUGCCUAUUAUGUUAACUCUCAUGGUUGCCAAAUGGGUUGGAGAUAUAUUCAACAAAGGAUUAUACGAUAUCCACAUUGAGUUGAAACACUGGCCACUUUUAGAAUGGGAAGCGGAACCACUUUGGGAAACGUUAAGAGCAAGUGAUAUCAUGAAAUCUAAUCUUGAGUGGUUGAACCCACACCCCAAUGUGGGUAGAGUAGUUGAAAUUCUCAAAAGAACUAAACAUUCUGCUUUUCCUGUCUGCGUUUACACCGACAGUUCACAAGGAGGAGGAACGUUAAGAAGAAAACAAAUUGGAACGACAAAUCCUGUACACGUGAGAUCUCAACUCAGACUGCAGGGCCUCAUACUGAGAUCCCAGAUUGUUACUCUGCUCAAGAAGGAGCAUUACUCUGACCCAGGCGCACCUGAGUUACCAGAUUUGACGCACAGUGAACUGACAGAGUUCUAUCCCAGAUACCCUGACAUAGACGAUAUUACUUUGACUAUUUCUGACCAAAAUAAAGUAGUCGAUUGUUCAAAGUACAUGAACCCCUGUCCCUACACAGUGUCGCCUCAUGCUCCAAUAACUAAAGUGUUUACUCUGUUCCGCUCUCUCGGUCUGAGGCAUCUCAUUGUGGUGAACAACAAGGGCGAGGUAGAGGGUAUAAUAACAAGAGCUGAGCUGCAGGAGCAUCAUAUAGAGAUUGUGUACAAAGCUAAAGUGGAGACUCAGAGUACUGUUCUGGCGAGUUCAAGAGCAGAUUUAAGCGUAAACCCAGUACCCAUUACGAUACAGCACAGUGCUACCUUGAACCCAGAAUACUUGCAACUUCCUCUUCCCCCAAGGACGCUCAGAACUUUUUGAACAUCCUUCACAUUCCCAAGGCCGUUUCGGGCCAUCCAUAAGAAGGGUUUAAAAAUCAGCCAAAUUCACCGACGUAAUUUAUGGACAAAUCCUUUUUAUUUCAGAGCUUUAUCGCCAUGCGUCAGAUCCGUCUCUAUUUCUUGAAUGUUGAGUGGCAGUUUUUGUGUGGAGUGUCUAGUGAUUUGAUUCUAGAAGUAUUAUAUAAUAUUAGGAAAAUAAAAUCUAUUUUGAUCAAUUGAGUGAUAUGAUGUCAUAAGAUGUUUGCUGUAUACAUUUUGAAUACAUUAGUUUCUUUGUUAUG